CCCACGCCUCCCAGGUGUGCUACUUCGAAGUGGGGACCGACCCGAGCUCCGGCCUCUGCGAGCGAACAGCUGACACCUUCUACACAAUGCAGGGCCUGGGGGAGUGCGAGGCCUAUAUUGCGGACGUGGCAGCCCUUUCGCCGUCGGGAAUGCAGAGUGCCAAGCUCGAGUUCUAUGGUGUCACUCUCUGCGACGGUCUGCCCAGGGGGAGAGGAGCGGAUUCGUCUCUGAACUUCGUCCCUCACAGCACGAGUGUGGCCCUAACAUGGCCCCAGACUGAUGCCACGAGUUACCAGGUAUGCUACUCCGAGGUAGGAAGGACCCAGGACCAGCGAGCGUGCGAGAGAACUACCGACCCAUUUUACGAAAUCCUUGGCCUCCAUCCUUGCAAGGCGUACGCGACGGAGGUCACUGCCGCAGAUCCUACGGGAGGCAGGAUGCUCAGCGGGGAAUCCUACGCUGUUACCCUAUGCUCGGGGAUGUCCUAAUUUCAUUAAUUAAUUAAUUAAUUAAUUAAUUAUUUAU
Messenger RNA from Penaeus vannamei (Pacific white shrimp), 525 nucleotides. NCBI's taxonomy places the organism in Eukaryota, Metazoa, Arthropoda, Malacostraca, Decapoda, Penaeidae. The record is from RefSeq and is a predicted model, not a curated record.